AUGUCGCAGCUUGAAACAGUGGCUGCCUUUGUUGAGGGCGCCCCUCCAGGAGAGCUUGCCGAUGUCGUUGCUGAUAUCAAGUCAUUGACCGAAUCCUCCCCCGGCCUGAUCGAUGAGCUUGCCCCUGCGUUCGAAAAGUACAAUGAGGAACAGCUAGUGACAGUCAAGCUUCCUGGUAGCAGCCAGGCAGUCUUGAUUAGCGCACACAACUCUCUCGGCGACGGCCGUUACUACGACGUGGAGAGUUCCUCCAGCUUCCAGUUCAACCACACAACACAAAAAGCUAGCUCCGUGCAGAGUCACGUUAUCGAAGGUGCACAGGCAGAUCUUGUCAAGGCAACGCUGAAGAGCUUGGCAACAUACAUCGCAGAACAUUUCCCCAACGCAGCAUUUGGUGCUUACCCGAUUGAAUCAGACUCCAAGAUUGCCGUCAUCAUCGUGGCCAACAAGUACAGCCCCAACAAUUUCUGGAACGGCCGCUGGCGAUCUGUAUAUACAUAUGACCCUUCGACGGGAAAGCUCGAAGGCUCGAUCAAGGUCGACGUACACUACUACGAGGACGGUAACGUCCGUAUGUUGACUAACAAGGCUGUUGCUGCUGCCAUCCCCUCCGGUUCUGGCGCCGGCAUCGCCAAGGAGAUUUCCAUCACGGAGAAGAAGUACCAAGACGAGCUGAACAAGGGCUUUGUUGGCUUGAGCGAGGGUGCUUUCAAGGGCUUGCGACGACAGCUGCCGGUGACGAGACAGAAGAUUGAGUGGGACAAGGUCACCAGCUACCGCCUAGGUCAAGACAUUGGUGGUGGCAGCUCUAAGCGAUAG
Messenger RNA from [Torrubiella] hemipterigena, 819 nucleotides. The record is from the annotation of a GenBank genome assembly. NCBI's taxonomy places the organism in Eukaryota, Fungi, Ascomycota, Sordariomycetes, Hypocreales, Clavicipitaceae.